GCUCGGCAACCGCCCUCCUGUCGGCGGGGAGUCCCGCGACGCCCGGAAAUGCUCUGGAGCCUGUCGCUCAGCUGCCAGAUCUGCAUCUGUGUCCGGUUCCGUCACUGAGGUCGCCCCUGUCUGGCCCUUCCACCCUAGUUCUCUUCACCGUCCGCCCAUCCUGUCGCGCGCCGCGUCAGGUCCCCAUUCGGCAUGUGGCUUGUCUUCUAUCAUCCCCACCCUCGCCCCUCUUGGCCCCUCAGGGCAGCCCUGGGAUUCGGCAGACGCCAGUCCUCCCUGAGAUGCUUCCCCAUCCUUCCCUCCGCCAGGCCCUACGUCUCCGCAAACCCCACGCUUCGGGGUGACCGCCUCAGACAGGACCCUGAGCCCGAGACUGGGGUAGGGGACCUGCCCGAUCCUGUAACAACCCUCGUGCUUCUGCACAGUCGCCUCCCACUAGCGGUAUUUCAGGACAGCCAGGAGGGGGCGCACAUCCGCCGAGAAACUGUGGGCAAGAGCGUCUGUGCUGAACCACGGAGCCACCAGAGGGCGCGCGAUCCCGCCCCAACGAACUUCCCGCGGAGGUGCCAGAAGCAGCGAGGAGCUUCAACUUCCUCAGGGCAGCACGAGGGUCGUGUUAACUUGGUGUUCUUCAUUGAGACGGGGUUUCACCGUGUUAGCCAGGAUGGUCUCGAUCUCCUGACCUCGCGAUCCGCCCGCCUCGGCCUCCCAAAGUGCUGGGAUUACAGGCGUGAGCCACCGCGCCCGGCCUCAGCUGGUUUUUCAAAAGUCAUGGCGUGUAAUUGUCAGAACAGUGAACUUCGGAGAUCCACCGGAGGGGCGAGGCCACAGCUCAACCGCGAGCACCUGAGCAUCCUGCACCGCCUGCGACGGCCGUCAGGGGGCGCGAUGCCGCCUCACAGAACCUCAAGAGGCGCCCGAGUUCCGGCACAGAAGCCCGGCGGCUCCAGGGGGCGGAGCCGAGCCGCCUCCUCAGGACCUACGCAGGAGGCGCCGUCAUCCCUACAGGGACACCCGAGAGGACCCAGCCUCCUCCUCCUCAGGACCCACUCGGGAGACGCCGCUGGCUCUAUAGGAACACCUGGGGACCGUGGCCAGGGACCACCCAGCCUCCUUCUCCUCAGCUCCUCAGGAACGACUGGGGAAGCUGUGGCUUCAUGGUCCCCGAGGCUGCCCGAGGAAAGGUAUUUCAGGACAGCCAGGAGGGGGCGCACAUCCGCCGAGAAACUGUGAGCAAGAGCGUCUGUGCUGAACCACGGAGCCACCAGAGGGCGCGCGAUCCCGCCCCAACGAACUUCCCGCGGAGGUGCCAGAAGCAGCGAGGAGCUUCAACUUCCUCAGGGCAGCACGAGGGUCGUGUUAACUUGGUGUUCUUCAUUGGUGAGUAAAAAGCUCCUGUCCACGGCCCUGAGUGCCAAGGAGUGAGUAUUUAGAGUACUCUGCAGAGGAAGAACUUCAUCUAGAAAAAGAAAACCCACAAAUCGCACUGUUUGGAGUACACCCUAGUAUCAUUGUCAACGUCCAAGACACAGUGGCUGCUAAUAUAUAUUCUUACAGUGGCCUCUAAUAUAAUAAUCACACUGUGCCCUACAUUACUAUGAUAUCCACACCGUGCCCUAACACCCAUAUAAUAUCCACACCAUGCCCUAACACUGAUGUAAUCCACACCAUCGCUUCAAAUACUAAUGUAAUAAUAUCCACACCAUGCCCUAUCACUGAUC
Gorilla gorilla gorilla (western lowland gorilla) is the source of this 1721-nucleotide messenger RNA. RefSeq lists its product as uncharacterized. The record is from RefSeq and is a predicted model, not a curated record. Lineage: Eukaryota; Metazoa; Chordata; Mammalia; Primates; Hominidae. The transcript has 4 exons. The coding region runs from base 193 to 1233 and encodes 346 amino acids.